This is a messenger RNA of Austrofundulus limnaeus, 1149 nucleotides long. RefSeq names its product succinate dehydrogenase [ubiquinone] iron-sulfur subunit, mitochondrial. Gene Ontology annotation, cellular component: mitochondrial membrane. The record is from RefSeq and is a predicted model, not a curated record. Gene Ontology annotation, biological process: tricarboxylic acid cycle; aerobic respiration; respiratory electron transport chain. Gene Ontology annotation, molecular function: oxidoreductase activity; 2 iron, 2 sulfur cluster binding; electron transfer activity. Lineage: Eukaryota; Metazoa; Chordata; Actinopteri; Cyprinodontiformes; Rivulidae.
UGAUGGGGUCUGUGGCUGAAUGAAAAAUCCAUCUGUUCAUCCAUCAUCUUUACCCGCUUCUUCUUUUCCAGGUCGCGGGGGUCACAGGUGCCCAUGUCUAGCAGUCAUUGUGCGAGGGGUGGGGUACGCCCCGGACAGGCCACAAGCCCAUCACAGGCCAGGAAUUACAAACAAACAAAAAAAAUCUGGAAGGCAAUCGAAAAAAAUAUCAAAUAAACAGAUGGAAAAAAAGUUAUAACUAAACUGACACAGGUAUUAAUGCAUAUGAUGUUCACAAAAAAAGUUGAACUUUUAAAAAAAUAUUGAUAAAUAAUAACCUCACAAAAUUUUAAAACAUUUAUCAAAAUGUUUUUUUCCCCAGUCUGGUUUCGGGAUGACCGAGUUUGUGAGGCUACACGUGAACGCAACGCCGAUGACGUAUACGGAUAUCGAGGCCGCCUCUUCCGUUCACGGAUGGUGCGGUGCACUCAGACUGCAGUCGCUGCGGCUCCAGAACCCAGGAUCAAGAAGUUCCAGGUUUACCGCUGGGACCCAGACACCCCUGGAGACAAACCACGAAUGCAGACGUACGAGGUUGAUCUCAACGCCUGCGGUCCGAUGGUUCUGGACGCCCUCAUCAAGAUCAAGAACGAAAUCGAUCCCACGCUCACCUUCAGACGUUCCUGCCGGGAGGGUAUCUGUGGCUCGUGUGCCAUGAACAUAAACGGAGGCAACACUCUGGCGUGCAUCAACAAAAUCGACACCAACACCAGCAAACCCGUUAAAAUCUACCCACUGCCGCACAUGUAUGUGGUGAAAGAUCUGGUGCCCGACAUGAGCAACUUUUACGCACAGUACAAAUCCAUCGAGCCGUACCUGAAAAGGAAGGACGAAAGCCAGGAGGGGAAAGAGCAGUAUUUCCAGUCAGUAGAUGACAGACAAAAACUGGACGGCUUGUAUGAGUGCAUCCUUUGUGCUUGCUGCAGCACCGGCUGUCCCAGCUACUGGUGGAACGGAGACAAGUACCUGGGACCUGCUGUCCUCCUGCAGGCGUACCGAUGGAUGAUCGACUCCCGCGACGAGUUCACCGAGGAGCGUUUGGCUAAACUCCAGGACCCCUUCUCCCUUUACCGCUGCCACACCAUCAUGAACUGUACGAAGACUUGCCCC